UUGUUUUCAGAAAUAAAAACAGCUGAAUGCUGCCGUAUUAUGGGAAAGAAAAUGUUAAACAACUUUUAUAUAGAAACAUUUUUAUACUCAUAUAUUCGAUAUUUACCGAGAUAUAUACUUAUUCCAUACAUGAUGGGCGUCCUGUAUAUUAUUAUCAAGAAGGCCUCUCCCAAAUCAUCCGACCUGUUCCACAGAAUGCUGAUUUCUACAAGAAUACACAGAUCAGUUUCCUGCUAACUUAAUUAAUAGCGAUAAACACCUACCCACCGUACGUUUAAAACACUACAUUUCAUAUUAUAUUGGAAUCGUGAAUCGUAAUGUUACAAUAUCAAUACUUAUUCUAUUAUUCUUCCUUUAAAUUAUAUAUGUGUACGAAAGUUAAGUAUAAAGAACUAAAGCAUUUUAGCGCAUUUUUGAAAAAAAAUAUAUGACUGGCUGUCUGGCUGAGGUCUCAGCAAUUAGCUAGAGACUUCAAAUUUUCACUAAAAGCUUUCUGAUAAUAGUAUAGUAUAGAUGUGCAGGUUGUAGUAUAUUUUAAGUUAGAUCACUCGUGAAAUCGUUAAUUUUAAACUUUGCUAAUAAAAUACUGAUCUGUAUUACCAAACACGAGACCAAAAAUGCGCUUUCAUCAUGUAUAUGCUGAACUUCCAUUGUGUAUAUGCUGAUUUACAACUUGUUUACAAAAAAAAUCAAUUACUUAAUGCGACCUGGACAAGUUUUCUCAGAAUACUACAUUGGGCGCGUAGAAUCCGAAAAUAGCUACAUAUUAGUGUCCACCCUCAUUCGGCUAAAUACUGACCAUAACUGAUGCCGAAAAUCUCGCUUUUACUGUUGACAAAUAGAAAAAAAUAAUACCAAAUAAAAAAUAGGACACGUCUCCACUCCACCACGAAAAUAACCCAAGGAGACAAUACAACGGACACUAAUAAAUUAGGCGCUCCGCUGACCGCUUGUUGCACUUGUGUAAAAACCAGCGCCCCCUGCGUACAAAAUAGUAAACAAUCAUUGUCAAGUGGAGGCUUUCCAGUCUCAAUUAUUUCGUAGCCCAUUCCGUUGAAGAACAAAUCGUGUGGCUUUUAAUAGCUCAUCAAAGAAGGUAUGUUUUAACUCGAUUAUAGUGAUAGUUGAACCUUAGAUAGCGAUAGCUUUUCUCCGCCUCGUUGCCGAAUUGAGAAAAAUGGAAGACGUCCUCAAAGUUUGGCAACGCGCAGACGCCGUUUGCUUAGAUGUCGAUUCGACCACCAUUCAAGAAGAGGGGAUAGACGAACUUGCCAAAUUUUGUGGGAAAGGAGAAACUAUUCGCAACCUAACGUCGAAAGCGAUGGGAGGUAAGAUGACCUUUGAGGAAGCUCUGAAGCUGCGCUUAGACCUGCUACAACCCUCACUGACUCAAAUUGACGCUUUUAUACGAGAUAAACCAGCCACUUUGACACCUGGAAUUGAAGAUUUAGUUCAGAUGCUUCACGAGAAGACGGUACCGGUGUACUUAGUGUCUGGUGGAUUUAGAAGACUUAUUGGUCCAGUUGCGAAGAGAUUAAACAUUCCAGAAGGACGCAUUUACGCCAAUACCUUACUGUUUUCUGAUUCCGGCGAAUACGCCGGCUUCGAUAUAAACGAACCGACAAGUAGAAGUGGAGGAAAGGGAAAGGUAAUUGAAGAGUUGAAAAGAUUGCAUGGAUAUAAGAGUGUGGUAAUGAUUGGCGAUGGUAUGACUGAUCUAGAAGCAUGUCCGCCAGGUGACGCUUUUAUCGGUUUUGGUGGGGUCGUCAUAAGAGAGGCGGUGAAAGACAAGGCAAAAUGGUAUAUUUUAGAAUUUCGCGAAUUAAUUGACAGUUAUAAACAAUGAUUUUGUGCUGAAAAAUUCGUAACUGAUUAAGUAAACUGUAC
Photinus pyralis (common eastern firefly) is the source of this 1887-nucleotide messenger RNA. Its product is annotated as phosphoserine phosphatase. The transcript has 6 exons. Lineage: Eukaryota; Metazoa; Arthropoda; Insecta; Coleoptera; Lampyridae. Gene Ontology annotation, molecular function: L-phosphoserine phosphatase activity; magnesium ion binding. Gene Ontology annotation, cellular component: cytoplasm. The record is from RefSeq and is a predicted model, not a curated record. Bases 1178 to 1846 code for a protein of 222 amino acids. Gene Ontology annotation, biological process: dephosphorylation; L-serine biosynthetic process.